UUACUCGAAGGCUGCAUAACCUACUCCGCAUCAAUCUUGCAGUAGGUGCUGGUUGGUUCUAUGGCAAGUGGAGAUUUGCCAAGUCUUUGGAUUCAGGUGUUGAACUUAUUCUCUCUCAGCAUGGAACUCGUCUGCAAAAGGAGUUAGGGGAAAUAAUGUUGAGGAAGUACCAGCGUAAUCCGCCUGUAUUACAGCAUGUCUCCAAAUACUUUUACUCUGAAAAUGUUUAUGAUGAUGAUUCAACAGACCAGCCAAAACCAAGAUGGCGUUUUCGGAGUACCUAUGGGGAAAUUUUUUCUUCUCACAGGAUGGAUGGUGAUGACUCUUCCAGUAAGAAAACCCAUUUGAAGAAUACUGAUCCGAGGAUCACUAAUCUUGAGAGAAAGCAAGUUAAUAUAAAUGGUGGUGCUGCUGCUCCUCCUCUAGAGUCAACUGAAGACCCAUUUGAUUGCAUACUCGGACAUCAAGUGAGUGCCGAGGAGAGUUGUCGCCCUGAUGCACCUAGCGCGCUUCCUAGGAGGCAUAAUCAUAGCCACAGACGGUCUCAAUGCAGGCGUCGGAGACAUCACCAUGAGAACAUGGAAGGUUGAGCUUUUUAGUUGGCUAACCUUGGCAAAUUCAAUGAAACUGAUCUGUUACUGGGAUCAGUCUUGCAUGCACCUGUUAAACGUAAUCUCUAGCAAAUCUCUACAUGGAACUGACAUUACCUUAAAGCUGGUUGUAUAAAAUUAUGGCCUGUUGGCUUUUUUUGAUCAUAAACCUAUUUAAUAGAAAAAGGUUUAUGGAUUAACUCAAGGUAAGCUAGCAUUUAAUAUAGGAUGAAAUGUAAUACACGCAGAAUUGAGUUACUCAAUUUGGCAGCAUUUAAGUCCGGUCUGCUAUAUUCUAUUU
Molecule: messenger RNA, 891 nt
Organism: Nicotiana tabacum (common tobacco)
Lineage: Eukaryota; Viridiplantae; Streptophyta; Magnoliopsida; Solanales; Solanaceae
Source: RefSeq, a predicted model, not a curated record